Molecule: messenger RNA, 1031 nt
Organism: Vitis riparia (riverbank grape)
Lineage: Eukaryota; Viridiplantae; Streptophyta; Magnoliopsida; Vitales; Vitaceae
Product: 60S ribosomal protein L8
Exons: 2
Coding region: 62-844 (260 amino acids)
Biological process (GO): cytoplasmic translation
Cellular component (GO): cytosolic large ribosomal subunit; ribosome
Molecular function (GO): RNA binding; structural constituent of ribosome
Source: RefSeq, a predicted model, not a curated record
CCCUGUAUCAUAAACCCAGCUUCGCCGCCACUUGAGCUUCAGUUCCCGAUCGGAGCAAGCCAUGGGGCGAGUGAUACGAGCACAGAGGAAAGGUGCGGGAUCGGUUUUCAAGUCCCAUACCCACCACCGCAAAGGUCCAGCCCGUUUCCGAAGCCUAGACUUCGGGGAGAGAAAUGGGUAUCUAAAGGGCGUGGUCACCGAAAUCAUCCACGACCCGGGUCGAGGCGCCCCACUCGCCCGAGUCACCUUCCGCCACCCUUUCCGAUACAAACACCAGAAGGAGCUGUUCGUGGCGGCUGAGGGCAUGUACACGGGCCAGUUCGUUUACUGCGGCAAGAAAGCCACCCUCAUUGUCGGUAACGUUCUGCCCCUGCGCUCUAUUCCCGAAGGUGCCGUGGUCUGUAACGUUGAACAUCACGUUGGUGAUCGAGGUGUCUUCGCCAGGGCAUCCGGCGAUUAUGCUAUUGUUGUCAGCCACAACCCUGAUAAUGGCACCAGCAGGAUCAAGCUCCCAUCUGGGGCUAAGAAGAUUGUUCCAAGUGGAUGCAGAGCAAUGAUUGGGCAGGUUGCAGGUGGAGGGAGGACUGAGAAGCCCAUGCUCAAGGCUGGUAAUGCUUACCACAAAUAUAGAGUAAAGAGGAACUGCUGGCCAAAGGUACGUGGUGUGGCAAUGAACCCAGUGGAGCAUCCCCAUGGAGGAGGAAACCACCAGCACAUUGGGCAUGCAAGUACAGUCAGGCGCGAUGCCCCUCCUGGCCAAAAGGUGGGUCUUAUUGCUGCAAGAAGAACUGGUCGUCUCCGAGGGCAAGCUGCUGCCACUGCUUCCAAAGCCGACAAGGCAUAGUGAGUUAUAUCUUGUUUGAAUACUGUUUUUUUGGGGACUUCUACCUUUUAUUUUUAUCAAUUUUCACCAAAGACAACUAGUAGUGCUUUAUAUUGGACAUUUUGCUCAGAUUUGAAGCUUUUGAUAGGCAUGCUACUCUAUGUGGUUAAUCGUUUACUGUGGAGAGAUUUGUUUUCUUUUAUAUGAA